Molecule: messenger RNA, 422 nt
Organism: Lactuca virosa
Lineage: Eukaryota; Viridiplantae; Streptophyta; Magnoliopsida; Asterales; Asteraceae
Source: the annotation of a GenBank genome assembly
UCUCAGAGGCUAACUGGACUGAACAGAUGGUUGCACAGUUGCCUAAACUCUUUGACAGUCUUUUGGAGAUCUUUGUAGGCUUGUAGCACACCCAGACCCAAUCAUGUCAAAAAAGGAGCUUGUGCAAAUAUUAAUCUCAGACCAUUUGGAAGCAGCUGAAGAAAAAGAAGUCUAUGAACAGCUCCGCUUGAUGCUAGUACUAGCUCCAGAAUGGAUCGAGGAGAAAAUGUCAUCCACUGUGGAUCUUCUUAUACAUGAGUUUUUACCCCUUUUCUUUCCUCCAUGUGCAGUUUUAACAGAAUUCUGAACCCUAAGUCAAUACGCACAAGAUUUAUCUGAAGCUAAAUAAAAGGGCAUUAUGUAGUUAACACAUUUUCUUUGUUUUUUCAAGGAUUUGGAAUAUGUUUUGGAAUUUAAAGGAG